UUUUCAGUUUUGACAUUUCAUAGAUUCUGUCAUAGAUUUCGCGGUUUGUUUAACGCAUUUUGAACGUAUUUUUUUAAGUUUAUAUAAAUAAAGAAAGUUGUUAUCCACUCACAUUAAAAAACUAAAAAUGACUGUCGGAGAAACAAGUAAGAAUUUACCUUGGGUUGAGAAAUAUCGUCCAUCUAAGCUAGAAGAUUUGGUAUCUCAUGACGAUAUAAUAAAUACAAUAAAUCAGUUUAUGAAGGAGAAUCAACUACCACAUCUCUUGUUCUAUGGGCCGCCUGGAACUGGUAAAACAUCAACAAUAUUAGCCUGCGCCAAACAAAUGUACACACCACAACAAUUUAACUCCAUGGUACUGGAGUUAAAUGCUUCGGAUGACCGUGGUAUUGGGAUAGUGCGAGGACAGAUACUCAGUUUUGCAUCCACAAGAACAAUAUUUAAGGCUGGCCCAAAGUUGAUAAUUUUAGAUGAGGCAGAUGCUAUGACUAAUGAUGCUCAAAAUGCCUUAAGAAGAAUUAUAGAGAAGUAUACGGAGAACGUCCGUUUCUGCAUAAUUUGUAACUACCUGGGCAAGAUAAUCCCGGCGCUGCAGUCGCGCUGCACACGGUUCCGGUUCGCGCCGCUCAACCACAAGCAGAUCGUGCCGCGGCUGCGACAAAUCGCCGAUCAGGAAGGCGUGAACAUGUCAGAAGACGGGAUGAAGGCUUUGCUGACUCUCUCAGGAGGCGACAUGAGAAAAGUCCUGAACACACUGCAGAGCACGUGGCUCGCUUACCGUCACGUCACAGAGGACAACGUGUACACGUGUGUGGGACAUCCGCUGCGAUCAGACAUCAACAACAUACUAAACAUGUUGCUUAACGAAAAUGAUUUUGUUACAUGUUUUAAACAAAUUCAAGACCUAAAAAUUGCUAAAGGAUUGGCUCUCAACGACAUUCUUACGGAAAUCCACACCAUCAUACAAAGAGUAAAAUUACCACCGGAAGUUCUAGUGGGUCUGCUGAUCAAGAUGGCGGACGCGGAGGCGCGGCUCGCGAGCGGCUGCAGUGAACGCAUCGAGCUGGCCGCACUCAUCGCCGCCUUCCAGACCGCCAGGGAUCAGGUCAAAAUAGACGUGGACGCGUCAUAACUAAUGUACUAAAAUGUUGAUGCUUCAUUACCAUGAAAAUGAUUAUAACUUGGCACCAACCAUUCCAUCCGGCUCGUGGAAGACUGUUAUUUUGCUAUAGCAAAACAAUCGAAAGUUAUAGUUUUGUGAUACAUUGAGUACUUGCCACAGAGUAAUAAAACAAUGACUGUGUCACCUGUCGUACUGAAGAACACAAACCGCAAAACAUCUUAGAUAAAAAUAAAAAAAAAAACUAGUUCCAGUGUAUCGCAAUUUACGCCCACAGUGAUAAUUAUGUUAAAAAAAAAACGCGUCAGACGCGAUAUUAUUUGUGCGAAUGUUUUUGUUCUUUAGAGUCCGUGAUAUUAUUAUGAAUUUAAAGAAGUAUAAAACAAUGAUACAGUAAACAAUAAACGUAUUUCAAAUAUUUCUUAAUUGGAUCAAUGGUUGUUAUAGAACAGUGCCUUCUGUUAUUACUGCAUAUAACAUAUUAUGAUUUUGUAAACUUUAUUUGAACUAUUACGUAGACUUUAUUUAAAAAAUAAACUGUUAUACGAGUAA
Manduca sexta (tobacco hornworm) is the source of this 1672-nucleotide messenger RNA. RefSeq names its product replication factor C subunit 5 (gene RfC3). Gene Ontology annotation, molecular function: ATP hydrolysis activity; ATP binding; DNA clamp loader activity. Gene Ontology annotation, cellular component: nucleus; DNA replication factor C complex. Gene Ontology annotation, biological process: DNA repair; DNA-templated DNA replication. The record is from RefSeq and is a predicted model, not a curated record. Lineage: Eukaryota; Metazoa; Arthropoda; Insecta; Lepidoptera; Sphingidae. The coding region runs from base 128 to 1132 and encodes 334 amino acids. The transcript has 8 exons.